Panicum virgatum (switchgrass) is the source of this 857-nucleotide messenger RNA. RefSeq names its product auxin-induced protein X10A-like. The record is from RefSeq and is a predicted model, not a curated record. Gene Ontology annotation, biological process: response to auxin. NCBI's taxonomy places the organism in Eukaryota, Viridiplantae, Streptophyta, Magnoliopsida, Poales, Poaceae. Bases 1 to 393 code for a protein of 130 amino acids. The transcript has a single exon.
AUGAAGGGGGCCGGGUCAUCGUCCAGGAGGAGGAGGUUCCUCAACCCCAGGGCCUUCGUCCACGCGUGGAGGAAGCUCGCCGCCGCCCAGGCGGCGGCGGCGGCGGCCGGCGAGUGGUCCCACCUCGACGGUGGCGGCGAGGAGGCCAUCCCGAGGGACGUGCCGAGGGGCCACACGGUGGUGUACGUCGGGGAGGAGCUGCGGCGGCACGUCGUGAGGGUGUCCUCCCUGGACCACCCGCUGUUCCGGGAGCUGCUGGACCGGGCGCGGGACGAGUACGGCUUCGCCGCCGCGGACGCCAGGCUCUGCAUCCCCUGCCACGAGGACGUCUUCCUCGCCGUCCUCUGCCACGUCGACGCCGACCGGGAGUCCAGGAUGGCAUUGUGCACCUAGCCGACCGGCCACCACGGUGUCGGGCGCCGGCAGGUUACGGCGUGGCGGCGUAGCUGAAGCGAACGCCUGAACCUGCUCUGCAUUCCCCGCCUGUUCCUGCGAUUUCUCUGUUCGGACCUGUCCAAGAAAUGUUGCUCCAAGCAUUGUUUGCAUGCUGUCAGUUUGUAUAGGGUGUAGGUGUAGGGCAUGUUAGCAGUUACUAGUUGGGAUGUUCCAGAUUCUGUGUUCGAUUCUACAAGGAUGCACCACAAGUGCUUUAUUUGAACAUUUUUUGGCUGCAACCGGGACAUAGAGUCAAGUGUAGACUGUAGAAGGGGUACAGAGGUCUUUCGCACGGUGGUGAACGUUCGCACAGAUGUUAAGGGUGUAGCCGUGUAGGGCUGUAAUCUUUUUUUUUUUAGAAUAAGAAAAAGUUCCAGCCUUGAUCACUCACAUGAGAGUGACUACAGCCAACAAAGAGCAAG